Molecule: messenger RNA, 759 nt
Organism: Peronospora matthiolae
Lineage: Eukaryota; Oomycota; Peronosporomycetes; Peronosporales; Peronosporaceae
Source: the annotation of a GenBank genome assembly
AUGCGAAUGACCGAGAUGGAACCGAUUGAGACAUCGAGCUACCACAACGCCAACCGGAUGCACGUGCUGGCGAACGGCGACAUUGUCGACUGCGGACGACUGCCACAGACGGCUCGCAACAACCUGUACAAGACGGAGCUCUGCAAGCACUACACGGACAACGGCAGCUGUCGUUACGGCCCCAAGUGCCAGUUUGCCCACGGUGAGGACGAGCUGCGUGGCGUGCUGCGUCAUCCCAAGUACAAGACCACUCGGUGCAAGGCCUUCUUGUCCACGGGCAAGUGCUUGUACGGUUCGCGGUGUCGCUUCAUCCACACGCGAUACCCUGGCAAAGAAGACCAGCGGUUCGUCAACUACGGCAGCAGCGACUUGUCGAGCACUUCGAGCGAGUCGGACGACCAGGAGUCGCUACCGUCAAAGGAUCUGCUGGUGAACCCGUACGGCAGUGCACUGGAGCCGAUCGACCUGUCCCAGCCGUUCAGUGGCUUCCACCAGUCCAUGUCAUUGGCUCCUCUGACUCGCUUGUCGUCGUCGCCCAGGCCCGAGUUUGACUCGUACUUGAGCUGCGACCCGUUUCUCCGCUAUGGCUUUCCAAGCAGCGACACUGGUAGCUGUGACCAGCGCAGCAGCAUCACCAGCAGCUGCAGUGCGGACGCAUUGAGCUUGUCGUCGCCUCGUUCUUCGAGCAGCUCCGAGUCCGUGAUGUCCAAGUUUUCGCGUCUGACGAUCUUCCAGCGCAUCUGUCGCGAAGACGACUAA